UUGAUCGACAUAUCAGCUAAGUUCACGCGAAUAGAUGCGACGAUACGACGAUCGAGACGCCGCCGGCGCUUGACCGUCAGAACUAUUCGAUUGCGUGAAAGUAAAAACCAACGCGUGUGACGGCUACAAGAGAUCACGGAACGACCAGCCACUCCCGAUUUGCGUGAUUUUCAGAGGUAUUUAUUGAAGGAAGGCAAAACGGUUUCGUCAUCACGCGUUCGUUCGAGCGGCCCGGGUGCAGCCUCAUCUCCGCGCGAAAUGUCCGACGAUUCCCGACGGCUACGACGCAGCGACGUGCGGCUUUUGCGGCAUCCGCGCUAUCCUCGGAGGAUAGCGCGGCACCGCCUUUCUCGAUUACUCAUAUUACACUCCGCGACAACCUCCGAUGACUCUGGCCUGUCUUGCUCCGACCAGUGUCGCUCGAUAAACGCGACGAUUCAGGCGACUUAUUACUGUGAUUCUUACGUGUCUCGUCACAAUUAUUUAUAAUAUACGUUCGUCCGUAUAUCGGGAAUCUUCGCGCGAAUGAGAUAAUGAAAAGAAAAGGAACUGGAGUAAAUUAAAGUGCAGUCGAUACGAAGAUAUAUACGCCUUUUAUGAAAUAUCCUUCGAGUUUCUUUCGUUUUCUUCACAUAUCUUUUAGGUAAUUAUCUCAAAAAUGUCAAAGAAGCCAGGAACUACCCAAGCAAUGCAUAAGGUCAUAAUGGUUGGAAGUGGAGGUGUUGGAAAGUCUGCUCUGACGUUACAAUUCAUGUAUGAUGAGUUUGUUGAAGAUUAUGAACCUACAAAAGCAGAUUCCUACAGAAAGAAAGUUGUAUUAGAUGGAGAAGAGGUACAAAUAGAUAUCCUAGAUACUGCAGGACAAGAAGAUUAUGCAGCGAUUCGUGACAAUUACUUUCGUAGUGGGGAAGGAUUUCUUUGUGUAUUUUCGAUAACAGAAGAUGAUAGUUUUCAAGCUACACAGGAAUUUAGAGAACAAAUUCUCAGGGUAAAAAAUGAUGAGAACAUUCCAUUUUUAUUAGUGGGAAAUAAAAGUGAUUUACAAGAAAAAAGGAAGGUUAGUUUAGCCGAAGCUCAAGCAAGAUCUCAACAAUGGGGUGUUCCUUAUGUGGAAACAAGUGCUAAAACAAAAGAAAAUGUAGACAAGGUAUUUUUCGACUUGAUGCGUGAGAUAAGGUCACGCAAAAUUGAAGAUAAGUCAGCAAGCAAUAGUCGAGGUAAAGACCGUACCAAGAGGAAGAAAAAGAAGUGCAUUAUUCUAUAGGUAUUCUUUGAUUUAAUGAGAGCAAUAGCUGCUCGCAAGGCACAGGAAAACCAAGCAGAUGGGAGUGAACGUAAUAA
Acromyrmex echinatior (Panamanian leafcutter ant) is the source of this 1341-nucleotide messenger RNA. RefSeq names its product Ras-like protein A (gene Rala). Lineage: Eukaryota; Metazoa; Arthropoda; Insecta; Hymenoptera; Formicidae. Gene Ontology annotation, molecular function: GTPase activity; GTP binding. Gene Ontology annotation, cellular component: membrane. Gene Ontology annotation, biological process: signal transduction. The record is from RefSeq and is a predicted model, not a curated record.